CCCGCAGUAACCGCUUGUAUUUGUGGCUGUGUACAGGCCGCCAGAUCCAUAAACAGUUUGUUUUUUUUUUAAUAUAUUUGUAUAAUUAACUUAUCUAACCCCGCAAUAGUCUGGAUAGCUAGCUCUCAUUCUCAGUUGGGACCGAGCGGUGUUCGGACGCGGUACAAAAAUUCAGUGAACUCGAGCAGUCGUUGUAGGUGCGCACGAUUCGUAGCGACGUAGCAACUACGAACUCGCGGUCGGUCAGUGCGGAACGUCGUUGUUAGUGCAUAUUUCAACAAGAAAUAGAUCGUAACUAUCAACAUGGCAACAAGUAAAAACGCACAAGCUGGUGCGCGUCCCUUUAGAGAUGUAGAGAAUCCGGCCGACCAGAGCGCGAAGGGCGGUUGCUGGAACUGGACGACGUCGUGGCUGGGUCUGUCAGAUGUGACAGACAACAAGCUGAUCUGGCGGCAGCUGGUAGCCGAGCUGGUUGGGACGUUCCUGCUCACCUCCAUCGGCGUGGCAGCGUGCAUCACCAUCAACGACACUAACACGCCCAAGAUCACCAGCAUCGCACUCACUUUUGGACUCCUCGUGGCUUCCAUUGUACAGAUAAUCGCGCACGUGUCUGGUGGUCAUAUCAACCCGGCAGUGACGGUGGGUCUGCUGGUGGCUGGGGACAUCAAACUCCUUAAGGCAGCCUUCUACAUCGUGGUGCAGGCGCUCGGAGCCGUCGCCGGCGCAGCCUUCGUCAGGUUGGCAGUACCGAAUGACAAAGUGGGCGGCUUUGGAAUGACCCUGCCUGGACCGGGCAUCACUGAACCUCAGGCGCUGCUAGCAGAAGCCCUGAUAACGUUCGUGCUGGUGAUGGUGGUGCACGGCGUGUGCGACGGCCGCCGCAACGACCUCAAGGGCUCCGGGCCGCUCGCCAUCGGACUGAGUAUCACCGCCUGUCACUGCGCCUUCAUCCCUUACUCAGGCUCAAGCAUGAACCCGGCGCGUUCUUUCGGCCCCGCCGCCGUCAUGGGUGACUGGACCGCACACUGGGUGUACUGGGUGGGUCCCAUCAUCGGCGGCGCGCUGGCCGGCAUUGUAUACAAAUUCGUGUUCCGUAUCGGCAAACCCGGCGAAAGCGGCUCCUACGACUUCUAGGCACCACCAGCCACCACCGACGCUGGCGGCACGCACUUCACCUCCUCUGGUGCCUUCUACCGUGCUUUUCGCAUACAAAAUGUACAAAGAUAUUUCAAACGAUACAUAUCUUAAGUAUAUACCACUCACUAUACGUCUCAAUAAGUCUUACUAACAUAAUAAAUAUGCGAAAAGCACUCCCAGUGCAAGCUCAUUGACAUAUCAAUAUUAUUCAAUCGGGUGCACUAUUUAUACACAUGUCUCUGUGCUUGUACUUCAUGUUAUUUUAUUUUAAUAAUUAUCUAUUUGUCUUGAUAUAUUUCCCAAGAUGUUGAAACCCAAAGCCGACAUGUCUUAUCUGAAGUAUCGAUUUCGACAUACACACGAUUAUUGAUGAUUAUUGUAUUUUUAAGUCUAUUUAUAUUAAUUAGGUUUAAAAUAAGUUAACUACAAACCUUAUACAAGUUUGUAUACUCGAAUGGCUGAGUUAUGUAAAUUAUGUGAGUGAGAUUGAUAUUGGUUGUACCUAAUUAUAGGAUAAGUAUCUAUUACAAAUAGUAUCAAGUGAAAUCUGUUUUAUUUCAGAAUAAAUAAUGGUUUUAAUUAA
Molecule: messenger RNA, 1720 nt
Organism: Pectinophora gossypiella (pink bollworm)
Lineage: Eukaryota; Metazoa; Arthropoda; Insecta; Lepidoptera; Gelechiidae
Gene: Drip
Product: aquaporin AQPAe.a
Exons: 9
Coding region: 304-1134 (276 amino acids)
Biological process (GO): transmembrane transport
Cellular component (GO): plasma membrane
Molecular function (GO): water channel activity
Source: RefSeq, a predicted model, not a curated record